CCCUCCCGCCCAUUCUCCAUUGCUCUAGCCAGCUUGAAGGUGAAAUUCUUGUCCGCCGACUCGAACGACAGAAUCUGCUUUUCUCUGCGAACAGUAGCUCUGGUGUCUUCUUCUGUAAAAUAAAGCACAGGGCAUCUUCUAAACCCAGCAUGUCGUCGAUAUUCAGCGAGGUUCCUCAAGCCGCUCCAGUCGCCGUUUUCAAGCUGACGGCGGAUUUCCGUGAAGACCCGAGUCCUCACAAGGUGAACCUCGGAGUUGGAGCAUACAGAACAGACGAGUGCAAGCCAUGGGUGCUGCCUGUUGUGAGGAAGGUGGAGAAGCUGAUUGCUGAGGAUGACACUUUAAACCAUGAGUACCUGCCAAUCUUAGGCCUACCCGAGUUUCGUUCUAGCUCAUCGAAGAUUGCUUUGGGUGAGGACAGUCCCGCCAUUCUGGAGAAGAGGGUAGGAGCUGUUCAGUGUCUUGGAGGAACCGGUGCCUUGAAGAUUGGUGCAGAGUUUCUGCGCAGAUUCCACAAUGGAAGCAAUAACACAAAAACACCUGUUUAUGUCUCUUCACCCACAUGGGAGAACCACAAUGCUGUUUUUGCUAAUGCUGGCUUUGAGGAUAUUCGCUCAUACAAAUAUUGGGAUGCAGAGAAGUGUGGACUGAACCUGCUUGGUUUCCUGGGUGAUUUGGAGAGUGCACCUGAAUACUCUAUUUUCGUGCUGCAUGCCUGCGCCCAUAACCCCACAGGCACAGAUCCCAGCCAAGAGGAGUGGAAGAAGAUUGCUGAAGUCAUGAAGAGGAGGAAUCUCUUUGCCUUCUUCGACUCAGCAUAUCAAGGCUUUGCCUCUGGAAAUUUGGAGAAGGACGCUUGGGCAAUUCGUUAUUUUGUGUCACAGGGUUUUGAAAUAUUCUGUGCCCAGUCUUUCUCAAAGAACUUUGGCCUGUACAAUGAGAGGGUGGGCAACCUGACAGUUGUUGCUAAAGAUGCAGACAACCUGAGCCGUGUUCUCUCACAAAUGGAGAAGAUUGUCCGCAUCACCUGGUCCAAUCCUCCAUCACAGGGAGCUCGUGUGGUUGGCAUAACGCUCAACACUCCAGACCUUUUUGCUGAGUGGAAGGAUAAUGUUAAGACGAUGGCUGACAGGGUUUUGUUGAUGCGUGCUGAAUUGAAAGCCAAACUGCAGGCUCUCGGCACCCCAGGAACCUGGGAGCACAUCACUGAGCAAAUCGGCAUGUUCAGCUUCACAGGCCUUAACCCCAAACAAGUGGAGUACAUGGUGAAGGAGAAGCACAUCUAUUUGAUGGCCAGUGGCCGCAUCAACAUGUGUGGCCUGACCACUAAGAAUAUUGACUAUGUUGCCGAGUCCAUUCAUGAAGCUGUCACCAAAGUCCAGUAAUCAUGUUUCUCAUGCCGCCUUUCCGUUUGUGUGUAACAAAAAGAACCCUCAGCCUUUUUUUUCUCCUAAUGCAUCUGUCUGUAGCAAUCCAGCAUCAUUUGCUGGCUCUGUGAUCAAAUAUAUACUGUAAAAUAAUUUAGCAUUCAAGGUCAAGUAGUUGCUCAGAAGUUUUUUGUGGUGUUCGUCUCACUUGUAAUCAUCCUGGUUUAGAACAUAAAUCUGAAUUGUAUUAGUCUGUUCCCCUUGUAGUGGUGCACCAUGGAGUUUCAUGGUGUUACCUAAAGAAGCACUUUCUUAUAUAAUUAUGGAGGGAUGAAUCAAUGCAACGAAGUUGUGACUGAAUUGAUGUUAAUAGUUUCAGCUUGAUUGGUUUUUAAGGUCUUACAUGCUUUGGGAGAAUUUAAAAAAUAUGGGGCACAUGCACUUACUAUGUUCCGUUGGUGAGUCAAGGUUGAGGAGAUGAUUCUGUAAAGAUGAACAAUGACGUGAAACUUAGCGAGUCCAAAAAUCUUCAAGUGUGGGGCUACAUGGUCAUAAUGGAGUGUUUUAAAUAAACACACACCUGAGAUUAUAUGACUUAAAUGUCCAAUUUCUAGCAGAUAGUCACAAAGGAAAAGUGUCAUAAAAUUUACCCCUAACUUUACAACUUGAAACAAGUACUUGAAACUUCUCCUGUUGAAAACUUGCAUCAGAGUACUGUACAGUUUAAUACAGCAUCCUGUCCAUCUGUUGUGGCUACAUCUUAACAUUUCAAUUUCAGAUACCAGUGUGAACCACAGUAACUAUCAACAUAAUAGAAAUUAAGAACAAUGUAUAUUUAGUGUUGACGGUUCUUGGAAACAGUUUGCACUUUGAUUCUUUCACAGUUGUUGCUUUUGCUCCUCCAUGAAUGUUGUGCAUGUGUGUUUACUGUCAGUGCAGUGUCAUUGAACUUAGUUAUAAAUAUAUUAACGUAUUAAGUAUAUUAAGAUUUGGCUUUUGUUGCUUAAAUGCCUAAAUGUUAAAUACACCGUUCUCUCAGAAUGUUAAACACACACGCACAAAAUAUAAUAAAUAGGAAAAACUGAACAAGCCUCUUAAAAUAAAAAGUAUGGAAAUACAGAA
This is a messenger RNA of Hemibagrus wyckioides, 2489 nucleotides long. It is a transcript of the gene got1, whose product is annotated as glutamic-oxaloacetic transaminase 1, soluble. Gene Ontology annotation, biological process: L-aspartate biosynthetic process. Lineage: Eukaryota; Metazoa; Chordata; Actinopteri; Siluriformes; Bagridae. The transcript has 9 exons. The record is from RefSeq and is a predicted model, not a curated record. Gene Ontology annotation, cellular component: cytosol. Gene Ontology annotation, molecular function: L-aspartate:2-oxoglutarate transaminase activity; pyridoxal phosphate binding. The coding region runs from base 150 to 1385 and encodes 411 amino acids.